UGGACGCCAUCAAAGCUGAUCCUUGCCUUUCCCACCAGCCCAACGGACACACUCACUCACACACACCCCCAAAACGCUGACGGAACCAAAUUCUCUCUCUCUAACGCACAUUCCCAUUUACUCUCUCUCUCUCUCUCUCUCCAAUUUCAUUUUCAUCCCCUCCAUUUCCUCCUCUUCUUCUUCUUACUCUCUCGAAUUCGCCUUCAAUAAGCUCUGCCUUACUUGUUCAUACGCCUUCAGAUUACUCAAAGCUCACCGCCUUCACUUUCCUGAGAAAAGUUUUUUCUUUUCCCUGGGAAAAGUGCCUCUUUUGAAUACUUGAGAUUGUUUGGAUAUUUAUCUAUAUUGGUAUCAGUACUCCUUCAAGACGCACUGUGCGAUUGCUCCAAAAGGCUGAAUUGCUCUCGAACUGAUACUUGAAGGGGGUAGGCUCUAAAGUAAGCGUAUGCCUGGGAAUAAGUAUAACGGUAAUUCAAACGAUAGUUCAGACCGUAUACCUGGUCGACUGGAAAGGCUCUUGCGAGAGAGAAAACUAAGAAAAAGCUCUAAGGAUUCAUACUCAAACGAAGUAAAUGACUACAGUAAGGAGUCUGAACUAAUUGAAAAUGACCAUCGUUUGAAAGAAGAAGAAACCGUUGGAAUUCCCUGUAAAUUUUCCGAAGCUUCUGUAGCCUCAAGGACCUUUGGCGAAGGAUGUGACAAGCAAGAUGGCAAGCCACCCAGACAACGGUUGCUGGUUGUGGCCAAUAGGUUACCCGUCUCUGCAGUUAGGAGGGGUGAAGAUUCCUGGUCUCUAGAGAUCAGUGCUGGAGGCCUAGUGAGUGCACUUCUGGGCGUGAAGGAAUUUGAGGCGAGAUGGAUUGGUUGGGCUGGUGUAAACGUACCCGAUGAGGUGGGACAAAAGGCACUGACUGAAGCUUUGGCUGAAAAGAGGUGUAUCCCUGUUUUCCUUGAUGAAGAGAUUGUUCAUCAAUACUACAAUGGCUAUUGUAACAACAUUUUAUGGCCUCUGUUUCAUUACCUUGGCCUUCCUCAAGAAGAUCGUCUUGCCACCACCCGUAGCUUUCAGUCUCAGUUUGCCGCAUACAAGAAGGCAAACCAAAUGUUUGCGGAUGUAGUUAACAAGCACUAUGAGGAGGGUGAUGUCGUUUGGUGCCAUGAUUAUCAUCUUAUGUUCCUUCCAAAAUGUCUCAAGGAACAUAAUCGUAAGAUGAAAGUCGGCUGGUUUCUCCAUACACCUUUUCCCUCCUCUGAAAUCCACAGAACCCUUCCAUCCCGAUCAGAGCUUCUGCGUUCAGUACUUGCUGCUGAUCUGGUUGGUUUUCACACAUAUGAUUAUGCGCGUCAUUUCGUAAGUGCUUGUACUCGUAUUCUUGGACUUGAGGGUACACCAGAAGGAGUUGAGGACCAAGGAAAGCUAACGCGGGUGGCUGCAUUUCCUAUUGGUAUCGACUCGGAACGAUUCAUACGUGCCCUUAAGAUUCCUGAAGUCCAAGUACAUAUUGAAGAGUUAAAGGAAAGAUUCAAAGGUCGAAAGGUAAUGUUAGGGGUUGAUCGUCUUGAUAUGAUUAAAGGAAUACCUCAAAAGAUAUUAGCAUUUGAAAAAUUCUUGGAGGAAAACCCUUAUUGGCGUGAUAAAGUUGUUUUGCUACAAAUUGCAGUGCCAACAAGAACAGAUGUGCCAGAAUACCAAAAGCUUACAAGCCAAGUUCAUGAAAUAGUUGGGCGUAUUAAUGGGAGAUUUGGAACACUGACUACUGUGCCUAUACAUCACCUGGAUCGCUCCCUCGAUUUUCAUGCACUGUGUGCACUAUAUGCUGUAACAGAUGUUGCACUUGUCACAUCUUUGAGGGAUGGAAUGAAUCUCGUCAGUUAUGAAUUUGUUGCUUGCCAGGAUGCAAAGAAAGGAGUUCUAAUUCUUAGCGAGUUUGCUGGUGCUGCACAAUCCCUGGGUGCUGGAGCACUUUUGGUCAACCCCUGGAACAUAACAGAAGUUGCAAAAUCAAUUGAUCGAGCAUUAAAUAUGGAAGCUGAAGAAAGAGAAAAGCGCCAUAGGCAUAAUUUUCUCCAUGUGACUACACACACUGCUCAGGAAUGGGCAGAAACUUUUGUGAGUGAACUUAACGAUACAGUCGUUGAAGCUGAACUGAGGAUUCGACAAUGUCCGCCCCCGCUUCCGUUUGAUAAUGCAAUUAAACAUUAUGAGCAAUCUACUAAUAGAUUACUUAUACUGGGGUUCAAUUCAACAUUAACUGAACCGGUAGACACACCUGAGAGACGAGGUGAUCAGAUUAGAGAAAUGGAUCUGAAACUACACCCAGAUUUGAAAGAACCAUUGACAGCAAUUUGCAAUGACCCAAACACGACAGUAGUCAUUCUCAGUGGGAGUGACAGAACUGUCUUGGAUGAUAACUUUGGGGAGUAUGACAUGUGGUUGGCUGCUGAAAAUGGAAUGUUUCUACGCUUCACAAGGGGGGACUGGAUGACUACAAUGCCUGAGCAUUUGAAUAUGGAAUGGGUCGACAGUGUGAAGCAUGUGUUUGAGUACUUCACAGAGAGAACUCCCCGUUCCCAUUAUGAGCUCCGGGAAACUUCACUUGUUUGGAACUAUAAAUAUGCAGAUGUUGAGUUUGGAAGGCUUCAAGCACGGGAUAUGCUACAGCAUUUAUGGACGGGUCCAAUUUCUAAUGCAUCAGUUGAUGUUGUUCAAGGUAGCCGAUCUGUUGAGGUGCGAGCUGUUGGCGUUACCAAGGGAUCAGCAAUUGACCGAAUAUUGGGAGAAAUAGUUCACAGCAAGUCCAUGACGACUCCAAUAGACUAUGUCUUGUGUGUAGGCCAUUUUCUUGGGAAGGAUGAAGAUGUCUACACUUUCUUCGAGCCAGAACUUCCAUCGGAUACUAUAGGCAUGCCAAGAGCCAAGGGAACCGAUGGACUUAAAUUAACGGGUGAGAGAAAACCUUCCAUCAAAGUUCCUCUAAACAGGAAUGGGUCAAAAUCGCCACACAAUAAGGGUCGGUCGAGCUCGGAGAAGAAAACUUCAAAUCAUAACUGUGCAAACGGUCGUAAACCAUCACCGGAGAAGAUUCAAUGGAAUGUGCUUGAUCUCAAGGCUGAGAACUACUUCUCUUGUGCUGUUGGAAGAGCUCGAACAAAUGCUCGGUAUCUGCUCGGAUCAUCAGAUGAAGUGGUGGCAUUCCUAAAGGAGUUGGCAGAUGCAAAUGCAUUUUCUUGAGACAAAGUAUGCUUGGCUUCCUUGCUUUAUUUCUUCAUCAUGUUUAUGUAGAAAUACUGCUGUGAUCAUGCUAUAAAAAGAAAAAAGAAAAAUUGUUUGGUAUGAUGACUUUUAUUUCAUAUUGGUAUCAUUGUUAUGUUCUCUAA
Molecule: messenger RNA, 3378 nt
Organism: Cucumis sativus (cucumber)
Lineage: Eukaryota; Viridiplantae; Streptophyta; Magnoliopsida; Cucurbitales; Cucurbitaceae
Product: alpha,alpha-trehalose-phosphate synthase [UDP-forming] 1
Exons: 19
Coding region: 446-3232 (928 amino acids)
Biological process (GO): trehalose biosynthetic process
Cellular component (GO): cytosol
Molecular function (GO): alpha,alpha-trehalose-phosphate synthase (UDP-forming) activity
Source: RefSeq, a predicted model, not a curated record